AUGCGCCUCCUCGCCUCCCUCCCCAUCGUCUUGCUCUCCCUGAUUAGCUCGACGCAGGCCCAGUUUGGCUUCUUUGAGCAAAUGUUCGGCGGCCAGCAGCAGCAACAGCAGCCCCAGAACGUCCCCAGCGACCCAUCGCAAUACCAGCAACGAUAUGACGGAUCCUACUGCGAACACUACCUCUGCCCUGACACCCUCGCCUGCGUCCACUUCCCGCACCACUGCCCCUGCCCCUGGCCCGCGAACCAAGACAAAGUCGAGCUCGCCGAGGGCAACCGCAUCUGCGUUUCGAGGGGCGGCUUUGCUGCUGGCGAGGCGGCAAGGAAGGUUGAGCUUGCGCGCAAGGGCAUGCUCUAA
This is a messenger RNA of Colletotrichum siamense, 357 nucleotides long. It is a transcript of the gene LCL2, whose product is annotated as Long chronological lifespan protein 2. NCBI's taxonomy places the organism in Eukaryota, Fungi, Ascomycota, Sordariomycetes, Glomerellales, Glomerellaceae. The transcript has 2 exons. The record is from RefSeq and is a predicted model, not a curated record. Bases 1 to 357 code for a protein of 118 amino acids.